Cylas formicarius (sweet potato weevil) is the source of this 3181-nucleotide messenger RNA. RefSeq names its product DET1 homolog (gene abo). The transcript is spliced from 5 exons. Gene Ontology annotation, molecular function: ubiquitin-like ligase-substrate adaptor activity; ubiquitin protein ligase binding. NCBI's taxonomy places the organism in Eukaryota, Metazoa, Arthropoda, Insecta, Coleoptera, Brentidae. Gene Ontology annotation, biological process: positive regulation of proteasomal ubiquitin-dependent protein catabolic process; protein ubiquitination. The record is from RefSeq and is a predicted model, not a curated record. Bases 571 to 2235 code for a protein of 554 amino acids. Gene Ontology annotation, cellular component: cullin-RING ubiquitin ligase complex; nucleus.
UGUUAAAUGUAGUGUAAGAAAAAAAUAUAAAAUUUAUCAUCGAAUCAGAGAGUUAUAACAAAUGUACGAACGACUUGCUCUGUUGUGAUUUCCUCCGUGGUCGGCAAGUAUUUAUGUUUUGGGUGUGUUUCAUAGAAAAAUAUAUUUGUUCGGUUCAUUCACUGGCGUUCGUGAACUGUAACAAUGAGGAUCCUCCAGCUCAGAAAAUAGUUUAGCAUUUUGAUCCUGCUUGAUUUAUUGUGGUACGUUCCACAUCCUGCCAUUACCUUUGGUUGGCCGGAUCUGACGACAGCAGUGUAGACGAUAGCCGACCAUGAGCCAUCUCUAUAGCUAUAUCCCUGAUGAAAAGAAAAAAGAAGUCAGAUGGACCUAUCUCCUUAGCAGCUUUAGAUGCCUCUUAAACAGAAACAGAAAUCUGAAAAGUAAACUUCCCCAGGAGAACAUUCACGAUUAUCUGGGUCAGUUCGAAAUAGUGCUUGCAAAUUGCCUAGUAACACCGCCAACCUUAGAAGAAGAAGAAGAAGUCCGAUGGACCAAUCUAACCUUGCAACUUGGAGAACAAAUUAAAUAAUGGAUUUUUUAAAAAGAAAGAAAAAGGUACCGCAAAAUAUUGUAAUUCGGCUAUUAAAUCGUCAGAUUCGUGCAUGUUGGAAACCAGGAACUCAAUUACACACUGCGCGCCAAUUUUAUCAAAACAUUUUCCCUAAUUAUACCGUGAUAAAUGUAGAAAGACCCCCCUGCUUUUUAAGGAAAUUUAGUCCCGAUGGAAAAUGUUUUAUUGCCUUUUCCGCAGACCAAACUUCUUUAGAAGUAUAUUCCUAUCAGGGACCAGCAGCCGCUUGUGAUUUAAUCCGCAGUAUGCAGGAAGAAGAAAAUGAUAUUAUUAAAAAGAAAUUUCAAAUUAAAAAAGACAUAUUUCAAAGAUUUUUUAAAUUAAAAUUUGUGAUAAAUAUAACAAGGAGUGAGCAAUUGAACAGAGAGUGUAGUUUAUUUAGUGAUGAUGGCCGUUAUGUGAUUGUUGGGUCAGCAUCUUUUAUUCCCGAUGAAAUUAGACCUCACUUUUAUGAAAUAUAUACUAAUAAUGAAUCAGUUACACCCAAUAUAAGGUCACUUUUAGAAGACUAUACUCUUCAUUUGGUAGAUUUACAUUUGGGAAAACUCUGUGAUACCAGACAAUUUAAAGUGGACAAAAUAUUCUUAUCUCAUAAUCAAGGUUUAUAUUUGUAUAAAGAUAUACUUGCAGUUUUAUCAGUUCAACAUCAAAUGAUCCAUAUUUACCAAAUUUUGGAUGGCAUGCUGAUUGAUGUCAGAAAAAUUGGUCGAUUUUGUUAUGAAGAUGAUUUGUACCUAUACAGUUUGGUGUACCCGAGUGAACGAGCUUUUAAAGAUAUUUUUAUAAACUCCUUGAAACAUAGACUAUUAACAUUUUUGUAUAAAAGAGCCGAUAAAAUAUCCAAAAGUUCAGCUGAUCCAACAGAAGUGAGGAAAUUUUUUCACUACUUUAACAAUUUCCUUUCUUUGAAGAUGUGGAAAAUGCAGUUGUUGGAUGAAAAUCAUUUGCUCAUAAAAUAUGCUAGUGAGGAAGUGAUUACACUAAAACAAAUUGACCCAAAUAGUGAGCAACAAUUCUUUGUUGUUUAUAAUAUACUGGACAGCAAAAUAAUAGCUGUUUAUGAAAAUAGCUCUAUGGAACUCUUAAAAUUAUAUGAAAAUUUUACUGAUUCAUUUAGAAAUGCUUGUUUAUUUAGUGAGACUCAGUUUACAUGCAACCCCUCCAAUAAUUUGUAUGCAAGGCUGCAUCAUACUAGAUUUAAACAUACCUUAACUAUAGCUAAGUUUGGAGGUAAAGCCGAAGCGGUCAGAAGAAUUUUGGCACAUUUACCUAUAAGUGCACAAUCUUACACAAGUUCUCCAUAUCUAGAUUAUUCCCUGUUUAGCUAUGAUGAUAAAUGGAUAUCUGUCAUGGAAAGGCCCAAGCCAUGUGGAGAACAUCCAAUCAGAUUUAACUCUAGGGAUUCCGGCUACCUUAAAUUUAGACUUUAUGUUGAUACCCAGAGGAAUCCUAUUUCAACAGCUAGGCGACUGGUAGCAUUUACAUUUCAUCCAACUGAUCCUUUUGCUAUAUCAGUUCAACGUACCAAUUCCGAAUAUAUAGUCAAUUUCCACAUUAGAAAUGACAACUGCAAGUCAGAGUACGACUUUGAUGAUAGUAAUGGCAAUGUCAAUUUCAUUUGAUAUAUUUUUGGGUCAAUAGCAAAGACAAUAGCAAUUUGCAGUUGAAACAAAUCCGUGUUGAUAACAUUUAAUUUGGUUUUCUCUCUAUUGUUACUUAUGGGUUUCUCAAAGUGAUGGAUUGUGUGUAAUGAAAUGGUGGAAAGUUAAACCUGAAAAUUGUAUUUCAUAUCUCUUUAGCGCAUCCUUCAAAAGUUGAAUUAUAUUAUUUUGUAACUACAUGUAUAUUAAAACUUUUAUUUGUAAAAUAUGUAGGUACACAAAAAUGCUUACAUUAACUUCAAUAAGUGAAUUAUUUCUGACAUUAAAUUUUUUUUUAAUAGGGUAUUCCUAUUUUUUAGUGGUGAUAAUAAAGUUGCUGGUUAGAAAAAACAACUACAUAUUUAAGUCGAUACAAUUUUUACCUACUUGUUCCAUUUUGAAGCAUUUUAAAAUUCUCACACAUAAGGUGAAUUAGUCGGGCAAAAAUUUAACCCCAUGUUUAUAUCUAAGCAUAUUAAAAAAAGGAAAUAUUUUUCUAAAGCACCUUAAAAUUUUGAAAAAGAUAGAACUUGAUAGAAAUUCUACUUACACAUUGAUACUUAAUACUAUGUUGCCAGGUAAUUGACAAUAUUAUGAUGUAUGUAUGUAGGUGGAAGGAUGGUGUAGAGUGAGAUCGACUCGUUCAAUACCAAUAUUGAGAACUUUUCCAAAUUUGGAUAUGGCUAUAAUAGGCGAUUAUUUCAAAUUUAGAAAUAUCUUGUAAAAUACGGUGGUGAUCUACCGAAAAGCGAGACACCCCUUAUAAGUCAAUCUUGAUAAAAGUUUAUAGUUUGUGAUGGUUUAGUCAUUUUUUGUGAAGAAUUCGAAUUUGUAUUAAAAUAUAAGCCUCAUAUAGUCCAUAAGUAUAGAAGUACACUUAUGUUUAAUUGCUGAGACUGACUGAUACCAUUGUUGCAAGUUUAUAUAA